AUGUUAACAAUUUCAUCAUUAAUUUUAAAUAUACGCAAUGAAGAAGAUUUUGGUCUAUAUCAUAUAAUAAUUCUUUCAGUUGGUAUACCAUUUACUUUACUUUGGUGUGCAAUUGGAAUUUUAAUGUCUAUAUACAAAAAUUGUUUAUGGAUAAGUUUAUUCUAUUUCUUGUCAAUAAUUCAACCAUUUCAUUUAAUUCAUUUAAUUUAUAUAUCAAUUAAUAAAUUUUAUGGUCUAUUAUCUGAGAAUGAAAUUAAUCAAUAUUAUCCAUUAUUUAUAAUUAUAUUUGUAUGUGUUAGUGCAAAUUGUUUUGUACAAUUAUUUACAACAAUAAUUGGUUGUUGGAUGAUAUCAAAAACUGAUAGAACAAUUUUUGAUACUCGUUGGAUUGUAGCGAGUAUUUGA
Messenger RNA from Adineta steineri, 405 nucleotides. The record is from the annotation of a GenBank genome assembly. Lineage: Eukaryota; Metazoa; Rotifera; Eurotatoria; Adinetida; Adinetidae.